This is a messenger RNA of Suillus subaureus, 387 nucleotides long. RefSeq lists its product as uncharacterized. The transcript is spliced from 3 exons. Bases 1 to 387 code for a protein of 128 amino acids. Lineage: Eukaryota; Fungi; Basidiomycota; Agaricomycetes; Boletales; Suillaceae. The record is from RefSeq and is a predicted model, not a curated record.
AUGGAUAGGACAUGGGAGGGUGGAUUCCUAGGACUGGACCAGAGUAAGAGCAGAUGGGUCAAUAUAUAUGGAUUUAAUGAUCCGUGCUUUAUCUCCUUUUCUGAAGCCUUCCAGAAUGAAGAGGUACACCUGCUGGUGUGCGAGAUACCAGUGAAAACUUCAGGGGAGGGCCCUGCUACCAUUAUCUCACUAGAUGGUGCCAAUGUUAAUAGUGACAUCUAUAUGUUCUUGGAGCAUUCAUUUGGAGAGCUGCAAUGCUGCCAUCCUGAUUUCCUGCAGCCAUCAGGGGGUAACCUUGCAAAGCUGGAUCCCAGGCAAUCAGUUACAGCUGAUGCUCAAACUGACGAGCGAGCUGCUAGCAGGAACAGAGGUGUACAAGUUAUAUGA